This is a messenger RNA of Aureococcus anophagefferens, 1410 nucleotides long. RefSeq lists its product as hypothetical. The annotation marks the transcript as partial. Gene Ontology annotation, biological process: proteolysis. Gene Ontology annotation, molecular function: metallocarboxypeptidase activity; zinc ion binding. The record is from RefSeq and is a predicted model, not a curated record. The transcript has 4 exons. Lineage: Eukaryota; Pelagophyceae; Pelagomonadales; Pelagomonadaceae.
CCGCCCGAGGACGCGCCGGAGCCCGGCGGCGCGACGGCCGCCUACGUCUUCGAGAGCCGCUUCGAGUCGGGCAACCUGCUCCACGCCGCCCCGUACCCGGACGCGGAGUUCGACUGCGCGAUGUGCCCGGACGUGGGCACGGGCGGCCACACGCAGUGGUUCUACUUCCGCGUCGACGGGUUGCGGAAGGGCGUGCGCUACCGCUUCAACGUGACGAACUUCGCCAAGGCCGACAGCCUGUAUCUCGAGGGCAUGCAGCCCCUCGUCUACGGCGUCGGGGCCGCGAAGUCGGGCGUCGGCUGGCGCCGCGCGGGCAAGGUCGUCUGCUACUCGAAGAACACGGCCGAGGCGCACCGCCAGCAGCCGAACGCGUGGCGCAAGGAGGAGAAGCGGCGGCAGCGCGGGCGGCGGGGGACGCACACGCUGAGCUUCGACCUCACGCUCGACGACGACGAGCCGAGCCUCUACCUCGCCUACUCGCACCCCUACACGUACACGGACCUCCAGGCGUUCCUCGCGACGCUCGCGGCGGACCCGGCGCGGUCCGCGACGUACACGCGGCGGUCCCUCUGCGACACCGUCGCGGGCAACCGCUGCGACCUGCUGACGAUCACGGCGCCGCCGGCGGCGUCGGCGCCCGCGGAGGCGCCGCCGCCCCGGGGCGCCGGCGACGACCGGCGGCGGGCCGACGGCGACCGGGAGGGCGAGUCGCGGCAGCGGCGCCUCGUCGUGUUGAGCUCGCGGGUGCACCCGGGCGAGUCGAACGCGUCCUGGGUCAUGCAGGGCAUCCUCGACUUUUUGACGUCCGACGACGCGCGCGCCGUCGCGCUCCGGCGGCACUUCGUGUUCAAGAUCUGCCCCAUGCUGAACCCCGACGGCGUCAUCCAGGGCAACUACCGCUGCAGCAACAGCGGCAUGGACCUGAACCGCCAGUGGUCCGCGCCGAGCCGCGAGGCGCACCCGCCCGUGGCCGCGCUCAAGCACCUCAUCCGCAUGUAUCAAACGCGCGACGCGCACCGCGUCGCGCUCUUCUGCGAUUUGCACGGCCACAGCCGGGCCAAGGGCGUCUUCCUCUACGGCAUCCUCUCGGACGCGGACCGCUACGGCCUCCGGGCGCGGCGCCGGGGCUGGCGCCGAAAGCUCCGGCCCGGCGACCCGCGCGCGUUCCCGCUCGUGCUCGCCAAGGCGGCCUACGGCAUGUUCACGAAGAAGAAGACGACGUUUCGGUUGGGCCGGGGCAAGGCGGGCACGGCGCGCGCCGUCGUCUGCCGCGAGCUCGGCGUGCGCCGGUCGUACACGCUCGAAGUGUCGUUCAUGGGCGGCGUCGCGGGCCGCCACCGCGACGCGCAGUUCACGACGCGGGACCUGCUGGACCUCGGCGGCCAGUGGUGCGCGGCCCUCGUCGACUUC